Messenger RNA from Dreissena polymorpha, 2304 nucleotides. RefSeq lists its product as uncharacterized. Lineage: Eukaryota; Metazoa; Mollusca; Bivalvia; Myida; Dreissenidae. The record is from RefSeq and is a predicted model, not a curated record. The coding region runs from base 1236 to 1757 and encodes 173 amino acids. The transcript has 6 exons.
GUAGGCUGUAGAGCACCACAAGGCAAAGAAAGAAAAAAUGCCGACACCCACCGCCAGUACUCCAACCACCAAGGCAGAGCUGUUCAGCAUGAUGCCUGCUGACCUGGCCCGUAGGCAGUUGCGGGAACAGUCUGCCCGCCUUCGACCUCUCAGACCAAACCUUGCUAACGCAAAGUUUUCCCCCAGGAAGGAAAUGAGCGAUGAUGUGCUUGUGUGGGAGGUUGAACAGAUGGAGGCUGCUAGAAAAGUGGUGCUGAUGUUUAUCCAACAUGAGGUAAUGAUGUAUUUUUCCGGUGUCUGUGAUACAUUUUCUGUGAAAUUAUAUAUCCUUGGCUUUUGUUCUACUAUAUCAAUAGAUAGCUGGUGUUGGUUGUUGUCUUAGUAAUAAACACGUAGCUCCUAAACUGAUAAAUUUCACCUGCUCAUUGUGUUUCUAUUUUUAAUAUCGGUUUCACCUCAAGUCGUAUUUGCAAGGUUUUUUCUGUCACGCAUUUUUAUUUAACACAUGUUUACCUUUAUAUUUAUUAACCUCACAAAACACUUUUCUUUCUUGCUUCUUUUGCCUGCCUUUAAUUGCUUAUUGAUAGCCUUUCAUUUUAUUUCUAAUAUGCUAUUAAUUCUUCAUAGUUUUUAAUUAUUUUCAUCAUUCAUCACUACAAUCACACUGAUUAUGUCAUUGAAGUGUCACUAACUGAAAUGAAUUAAUAUUUCUUAACUUAAUGCCAAAAUUUCUUUUUAUAUUAAAUAUAAUGUUUAGUAAAAAGUCUAUACUUCUAUUAUAAUUUGAUGUAUAAAUUACAAUACUGAAUUGUAUUCAAAAAGUUGUUUAUUGGAUUACAAUGAUUAAAUUAAAUAAUUAAGACAUUAUUUUAUUAUAUAACUUAAAUAACUAUUGAUUAAAAUAUAUUAUUUUAUAGACAUAAUAAUUUACAAAUGUAUCUUGUUAAUGGUUUGGAGCUUCUUCAGUGAGUUUUUGUUUAGUGCCAACUAGUGCACAACAGCCACCUGCAACCAAGCCACCACCAACUACCAUCACUGCCUCUCAGUCAGUAUUGACAACCAAGCCCCUCCCCCCCCCUGGAGAGCCCUGUAGAGAGUCGCUAGAUGUGGGCCAUGGCAAGACAGUUAAGCUGCCACCAGCUACCACAACUGUCACUUUACGGACAACCAAGCCCCCUGGAGAGCCCUGUAAAGGGUCGUUAGUUGUGAAGCAACCUUCUGCCUUCACAGAAUUGAUGAAGCCCACAGUAACAGAAUUUCCCUUCAUCGAGAGCUGGCGAGCCUGUGUGCCAGAGGUGGACCAACAGUGGAUCUCUAAAGCCCUGUUCACUUACAGCAGUAAUGGCCACCCUGAGCUGGAUGAAAGAAAGCUGGAUGGUUUUUGGUAUGACCCUCCUAAGUCCCGGACAAUACCAAACCAGAAGCCAAGACUUGACAGAUAUUUUGGACAUCGCCUAUUCCUGUGGCUUCCACUGCGGCUAUGCAGGAUGGUGCUGACCUGUCCCUUCUGCAAGGUUACUCAUCUGACCAAGCAGGGCCUGUACCGGCUGACCAGGAUAGUGCUAGACAUAGAUUCAUUCUACAUUCUAGCCACUGAGAGUUUGCACUGUGUCAAGUGCAAGAAAAAUCAGAUAGGCUGGAGUGAAGCCAUCUUGGAUCAGCUGGAUCCGGCUACCAGGUCCACGUUUCCGGUACAGAUGAUGUACCAUAGCGCAUGUGACACUCGUGUCAUAUACUUGUUGCGUCACCGAGGCUAAGGUACCAGCCCUACUUAGCUACAGAAGCAGAUCACUGAGCUUCACAAUUUGAGGUGGACGAAGCAACAACUGCAGUACAUGAACGACUGUUCUUUGUACCUCAAGUAUGUGACAGCAAAGUUCCAAAACUGUCUUCGAGGAGCUGCCCAAACAAUCUCAGUUGCCAACAUACCAAUGGUUCCUGCGUGUUUACCAUCAGGAGGUUUUGUCUCGAGCAGAAGAGGUCAAGGCGGCUUUGACAUCCAUCUUUGGUCGAAUUUUAAAGAUGGAUUCUACUAAGAAGGUAACCAAGAAGUUGGCAGGUGAAGCUGCUCGGACGGCAGCAUGGUCGACUAACGUUGGCAAUGAACAUGGCCAGGUGCUUAUGAUCGUUAUGACAUCAAUUGAAGGGUGUGGGUAAGGCGACAUGGUGAAAGGCCUCGUAAAACGCUAGUCCGAGGCUGAUGUCCUACCACCAAUCCUGCUGUAAACAGACUGCGACUGUUGCGGGAAGUCAGCACUGAUGGACAUUUUCAGGACAGCUUGGUCUGACCUUGCGGUGCGAUUA